UGACUCACGGGCACGAGUGCUCAGGUUCCCAUAGGUGAGGGACUGACUCCCCUCUCCAGAAAAACGCAGUGUGCUUUCCUCCUGGAGUGGCCUUGGCAGGGUGCUGGAACGCUCGGUCUGCCCGGUCUGGUCUCUGGGGCCAGGGCUGGGUUUCCCUCAUGUAUGGCAAGAGCCCUAUGCGUGCUGUGCUUUUUCUCCUCGGCAUACAGCUCACAGCUCUUUGGCCAAUAGCAGCUGUGGAAAUUUACACUCCCCGUGUGCUGGAGGCUGUCAAUGGGACCGAUGUUCGGUUAAAAUGCACUUUCUCCAGCUUUGCCCCUGUGGGUGAUGCUCUAACAGUGACCUGGAAUUUCCGUCCUCGAGAUGGGGGGCCUGAGCAGUUUGUUUUCUACUACCAUGUGGAUCCCUUCAGACCCAUGAGUGGGCGUUUCAAGGACCGGGUGGUCUGGGAUGGGAACCCUGAGCGGUAUGAUGUCUCCAUCCUCCUCUGGAAGCUACAGUUUGAUGACAAUGGGACAUACACCUGCCAGGUGAAGAACCCACCUGAUGUUGAUGGGCUGAUAGGGGAGAUCCAGCUCAGCGUUGUGCACACUGUACGCUUCUCUGAGAUCCACUUCCUGGCUCUGGCCAUUGGCUCCGCCUGUGCACUGAUGGUCAUAAUAGUAAUUGUGGUGGUCCUCUUCCAGCAUUUCCGGAAAAAGCGACGGGCUGAAAGAGCUCAUAAAGUGGUGGAGAUAAAAUCAAAAGAAGAAGAAAAGCUCAACCAAGAAAAAAAGGUUUCUGUUUAUUUAGAAGACACAGACUAACAUUAUUAGAUGGAAGCUGAAGAUUUCCAAGAACAAGAACCCUGAGAUAAGUUGGAGUUAAUGGAAGCUUUUCUUUGGGUUUUCCAGUUGUGACCUGUCUUCCAACCAGCUCUGCAGUAUAUAACCACCUAGACAAGCAACGUUCCUCUGGUGCCAGCAUAGGGCCCUUCUUGAGCAGAUACCAGCAGACUCACACACAGCCCUGUUACUAAGGUUUUAUUUAAUUUCAGAGUACAAAUAUUGUAUUUUUUUCAAAUGCUCAUUAGCUUUUAUAUACUAGGAAGCUACAUUUUUGCCCUUAAACACUCCUUGUGGAUUAUGACUUGUAUACAUAUAUAUUGGCAUCAAAUGGGAUAAAAGUCAACUUGUGUGUCAUAACAUUUCCUUUAAUAUAUUAGUUUCCUUAGAGCAGCAUUCUUGCUACUAAAGUUAACAUGUUUACUCUUUCCUUCUCACACUCUCAAUUAAAAGGUGAGCUAAUUCUCCCAACUGUUUUUGAUUGAUUAACAGAAAAUGCUAAAUUCAACCUGUUAAAGAACAGUUUUAUUUUUAUGUCUCUCCUUAAGUAUGGGACACAUCUUAUUUUAUCGAAUUUCUUUCAAUACCCUAGAUGGCAGGUUUUUGGUUUUGUUUGUUUUCGGUCAAUUGAUCCAAGGUUUACAGUAGUACAAGUCUAAACCACAGAGUAACUAGGGAAGGUUACAGAAAUGCUAGUAGAUUGACAAACGCCACCUCAAGAUGAAUUGCUUGUCGCCUUUUUUCUCUGCUGUGACAAGCAAUCAACAGCUCAGAUCUUUCAUGAGCAGUGAAUGACUGUUUAGCUUACUAUAGUUUUUCCCCCAAUUCAAUUAUUUAUAACAACAAGCAAAAUCUAUGCUCAUUUGUAGACUGGAAUCAUUAAGCAGUUAAAUGGAAGGUUUCUGAAAGAGUAUAUUACAAUUAAAAAAUUUAGGGCUAGUGAAAAAAAUCACCCUAAAUGCUAAUAAUUUUGUAUAGUGUUAUACAAAGCUCUGAGAACUGGAAGAGAUUAAAUUUUUUUCUUUUAUUUAUUUUUUAAUUCGGUUGUUUAUUGCAUAUGGGGGCAAAGAAAUACCAAAACUAACAGAAUGAAACCAACUUUGUUUCUUUUUUCUCUUAUACUAGUAGAUAAAACAAACUUUAUAAGUGGGUCAUGGAAAGAAGAGUGCUUUUGAAAAAGUGUCUAGUCUCCCAGGGUCUUUCCAAACUUAAGCUACUGCAGCACUUAUUUAAAGAA
Kogia breviceps (pygmy sperm whale) is the source of this 2061-nucleotide messenger RNA. RefSeq names its product myelin protein zero like 2 (gene MPZL2). Lineage: Eukaryota; Metazoa; Chordata; Mammalia; Artiodactyla; Physeteridae. Gene Ontology annotation, cellular component: plasma membrane. Gene Ontology annotation, biological process: cell-cell adhesion. The record is from RefSeq and is a predicted model, not a curated record.